UUCGCCGACGCUCCGCGUGUCGCCCCGCGCUUUCCUCCGUCUCGCGUUCUCGUAUUCUCUCGUCGUCCCGGAACACUCGCAUUCGCGAAUUGAGUGGGGCACUUCCAAAAUCUCGAGAUCCGAGAAUAGCUUGUGCUGUGUAAUGAAGCAAAACCCCGGAUCUGAAAUUUUUAGUGCUUCGCGUGUCUUGCCGUUUUUCCCACCUGAGAAUUUCAAAUUACUUUAAAAUCCCUUCAAAGUUCACGUUUGCAAAUUACCGUCCGGUGAAAUCGCACGGAUAAAACAAUUGAAGACCUCCGUUGUUACGGAUCGUGUUUUUCGAGGUCAAAGAGUCCAAGAGACCCGUUUUGUGUAUUGAAAUAAAUCCUUGGAUCUGAAAUUACAAGUGCUUCACGUGUCUUCCCGAUUGAUCUCACUUGAAUAUCCAUCGGAAUGAUCUCAUCGUUAAGUUCGCGUCUUUUGAAUAAUAAGCCGGUGAAAUGUUUUAAACCCACCGUCGACGGAUAUUGUUUCUCAGAUCUCCUAUUGAAUUAAAAUCGUUGAUCGGACGUUGUGCGUGCUAACGUGUCUUGCCGAAUCCCAUCAUCAUUUCCUAUUAGAAAUGUUAUAAUCAUUUGAAGUUAAUUCUAGCGAAGCUUUACGAAGCGUUUUUCUUUAAAUUAUUUUUUGUGGUUUUAAAACACUUUUUUGUUUGGCCGUCUCAAGUUCUUUCCUACUGAGCGUCGUUUCCUUUACCACACUGAAGCGUAGUUGUGGGUCCAAAGUCAGUGGAUGAUCAGUGAUCACUGAAGUCAGUGAAAAAUUUACUCAAUUCCCAAGAAUGGAGUCCUUUAAAAAGUGAACCGGCGUUUAUUAUUGUAGUUGUCCGCUAUCGUUAAUAUUACUCCUAAUAAUUUUCUACCUCUGUUUGUGUUUUAAAAAAAAGAUAUCGAGGAAUCGAGUGAAACGGGAGAACAGUUCGAUUUUACCUCAUGUGUGCUCGGUUUCAGUUUUCUAUUUAAUUUUUAAACCAUAUAUUCCCUCCUUUCUUUGUGUCAGAACUUACGCCCGAUAUUGUAGAGGGGCUCGAAAAUAAUUUAGCCGAGAGUGAAACGUUUCUGUUCAGUGAGAAAGUUCUGGAUUCCGUGUGAAGUUUCCUGUCCUGUCCGUAAGGAGUAAUUUCAUCUGUCUCUGGAUUACAAAAAAGGAUUACCACAAAAUUUAAGUUCCGCGGAGUGUGAGGACGAUCGGCAACGGCCCACUCCGACAUGCCUGUCACGUUCUUAUGUGAUUACGCCAAAAUCAAGCAUGAGCCCCCUCUUGACUCGACACCUUUCGAAUCGGAUUAAAGUGUCAGCCAGGAUUAAAAGCAGUCCAUGAGGGAACAAGCGCCAUUCAAAAGGCUGAGAAGGACCAGACGCGCGUCCUUUGGGCCGUGAGGGGGAAGGUGGCCCUCGACACGAAGAUAAUGCGCAUGCGCCCGCAAGCGGCCAACCAGGCACCGAGAGGGAGGAGGCGAACAAGUCCUAUCUGAUGGCCAAGUUACCGACGAAACACUAUCUCUACGAAACACGAAGAAAAACAACGAAUUCCAAGGCCAUGAGCUGAGAUCCGACGAGCGGAGCGAUAAUGUCGGCGACGUGGGUGACUCAACUGAGCCUGGUGCUGCUCCUGUGGCUGUGCGCGACGUCGGCGGUGGACGACUGGGCGGCCUGCCCGCACUUCUGCCGCUGCAAGUGGGUCUCCGGGAAGAAGUCGGCCGAGUGCCGCAAGUCGGAGUUGUCGGCGGUGCCGGACCGGCUGAGCUCGGAGAUCCAGUCAGUGGACCUCUCGGACAACCCGCUCAACGCCCUCCCGGCCAAGUCCUUCAGCCUGGUCGGCCUCGUCAACCUCCACAAGAUCUUCCUCAAGGACUGCCUCAUCCGCGACCUCGACCGCGAGGCCUUCAGCGGCCUCGAGAUCCUCUUCGAGCUCGACCUCUCCGGCAACCGCAUCCACACCAUCCACCCGGAGACCUUCCGCGAGAACCCCAAGCUCCGCCUCCUCUACAUGAGCAGGAACCCCAUCGAGACUCUCGAGGAUGGGCUUUUCACAAACCUGACCUACCUGCAGACGGUGGACAUGGCCGAGUGCCAGAUCUCCCGGAUCGGGCAGCGGACCUUCGAGCAAGUACCUAACCUCCAGUACCUGUACCUCCACAGCAACCGGCUGUCCCAGCUGCCGUUGUCCUCUGUGGAGUCGCUACACAAGCUGAAGAGCCUCGAGCUCCACAACAAUCCGUGGCGCUGCGACUGUCGGCUCAAGCAGUUCCGCGACUGGACCAUCUCGCGGAACCUCUACGUCCAGCCGACCUCCUGCGCCGAGCCGGACAACCUCAAGGACAAGUUCUGGGACCGGGUGGAUUCGGAAGAGUUCGCCUGCCGCCCGCAGGUCCUGUACCCAGGGAUCGGUAGCGUGGUGGAGGCAUCUUCCGAAGACGUGACGCUGAGCUGCAAGGUGGCCGGCGACCCUUCGCCCGAGGUCCUGUGGGUCUACAACGCCCGGGUCAUCGGGAACCUCUCGCGGGUGACGUACAACGAGCGGAAGUUCUCGAUCCGAGAGGGGGCCGACGGCGAGGGCGCCCGAUGGGUGAACCUGACGGUGCUCCGGGUCCGGCCCCAGGACCGCGGGGAGUUCACGUGCGUGGCGCGGAGCCCCGGCGGCGUGGACGAACGCAACAUCACGCUCGUGCUAGCCUCCGGCGGGGGCUUCCUCGGCCCGAACAAGUCCGUGACGGAGGCGCUGCCUCUCAUCCUGGCCAUCGUCUUCCUGGUGGCGAUCAUCGCGGUGCUCUCCGUGGUGCUCUUCUGCUGCUGCUGCGUCUGCCGGAAGAGGGCGCCCGGCGGGGCGGAGCGCGCCCAGAAGAAGGCGGCCAACAACGGGCUCUCGCCCAACGGGGACCUGGCCCACCAUAUCGGCGCCCACGCCGAGCAGGAGAAGAGCCUCCUCACUGUCGUCAACCCCGUCCAGAAGCCGCCCCGGCGACACGAUGUCACCCAGGUGCCCGCCAAUGGCACCCUCGAGCUCUCGGAGCUCAAGCAGAACCUCCUCGACGAUACCUCCAGCAAUUUUGGUGGUACCGGCACGACUGAAAUCGAAAGCCGAAAACUGGAUUCUGCGGAAGGCUCACUUCAAGAGUCUCAAGACAACAUCAAUGAAGGGGAAUACGUGCGGGCUUCGAAUAACAGAAUGUACCCUCCGGACCUUUUAGCUUUCCCCAAUUUAAGAGGUAGCCAAGCAUCACCAGCAGGUAGCACAAGUUCAACGAUACCUGAAAGUGCAAAACUUCACGGUUUUGUCUCGCCAAUCAACAGUCCGAUCUAUCACAUGCACCCACAUGGUGGUUUCGGAACAUUGCCGUACUCUAGAUCUCAGUCUCCGUUCAAUGCGUCAGUGUCAGGAACGCCCAUUGUUUAUCAAAGACAGGGUUAUGUCACUAUCCCCAGGAGACCUCAUGGCAGUUGGUCCUCUGCCACAACCCCUACAUUACCUGAGGAUUCAAUUUUAGGGAUGGCUAAAGCAGAACCUGUGUAUGACAACCUCGGAUGUCGAACGACAGCUAGUGGUAGGUCUAUUAAGAAUGGUGAAGUACCCAUGAAACAUCGUGCUUUACCAUCAAUCCCAGUUCACACCUCCCCAAGUAAACUGAACACUCUUCCUGCUAAUUAUAGUUCGUUGCAAGACUUAGACAUGCAACGGAGAUCAACAGCCUCUCCUGCAUUGAAAUUUAGCGAAGAUUACAACCCUGGUGCUAUCAAACCUCUUCCAAUAUCUCCUAAUGUCAAUGAUAGGUUUUCAACUUUACAAUCGAAACCUGACAAAAGGAGAGGGAGCUGGUCGAGGCCACCUUCAGAAUUAUCAGGGACGUUAAGUCACGCUGGCUCCAUCGAAAACAGUCUGUCUCCCACGAGACGGGUGAGCGCGCCAGCAAUCCCCUCAACUGGUACCUUAGGUCGUUCGAAAGUUCCUCCAAAACCUCCCCCAAAACCCAAGAAGAAAACAGGUCCUCUUUUUGAGGAUGAAGGUGAAGACGGAACAGAAGUCUGAGGUUUAAUUUUAUUAUUUUUUUUAAAUGACUUUUUUAUUGACUAUGUUUUAAUGAUGACAUUUUUGGAUUCAUUGAGUUUAGUUCAGGUAGAUUGUUUGUUGAAGAAAGCUGGUGCUAUUUUAAAUGCAUAAUAACUAUUCGAAAAGGGGGAAAAAACAAAUAGAACCAUCUAAGUACCCACACAUGGCUAUGCCAUGGUACUGGAAGUGUAAUUUCUUUUUUGAUUCAUCAUGCAAGAGUCGUAUUCAAACAAAGGAAAUGUCUCCAUUGCACUUAAUCCUCUGAUUUUGAAAUUAUCAUUAGGAUCAUAAAUAGUAAUUAGUCCUACCAUUUCUCUCUCCAUCCAUGGAAGGACAGUUUUCUUCAGGAAGAACUUAUGGGAACAUUCACUAUUAUUAUUUUUAUGACCUUUAGUGAACUUACUUCCUUCCCACUUCCAAAAUUUUAAAAAAAAUUUCUUAAACAAUUUCAAGUAAGCAAAUUCGUAGUCACCAGCUGAGAUAUUUUUUUAUGAAUAUGCGUUCUUAAGAUACAGACAGGAAUAAUUUUUAGUGGACGUACCUACUUAAUCUUGUUUACUUUUUCCCUCAAACAUGUGCUUAUAAAAUGAAGACUGUUAAUGGUUUUAAUGCUUUCCCUUGUUGUGCCCACUAUCUAGACUCAAGGUAGUUCUGUCGGUACUCUUUCAUUAUUUGCUACUCAUUCCAUCAAAUAUUUCAAGCGUAAUAGAGUUUCAUAUUAUCAGUGUCCUGUUAUUGACAGCAAGUUUACGAGUCUCUUUUGCAGACUGUAUUGGUGCUCUAAAUGCCUCAAAGAUCCAUUAAAAUUUUUAAUUUGUCAUUACACCAGUUUCUUCUUUGUGUUGUACUUUUGAGUAUCUCAAUCUUUUACACAAAGAAUGACCUGAGCAGGUAAAUUUGAAGAUACUCAUUGAAGAUCAGAUAUCCUGAACAAGUCGACUGCCAUAGUUUCUUGCUCAUACAUAUGUUUUCAGGCAUAUUCACCUCUAGGGAAAAAACUUAUUCGAAGAAAAAAGUAUUUCCUCCCAACUUCUGAAUUUUGGACAAGGUGCAUUUGCCCAAACGUGUUCAAUCGAAGCCAAUUUUUUCUCCAUUAUAGCUGAGGAGCUAUUGUAUUAGUGUUAACCUUCCAGGCAGUGAUCACUAUUUCAGUCUGCAUACUUUUACAGCCUGGGACAUGAACAGUUUUCUAAGCCGGUUUAAAAGAUGAAAAGCUGCCAAAAACCCAGGCUUGCAUGAUAACGAAAUAAGUCAAAAUAUUCAUGAUUGAAUGCGAAAAAUGUGUACCUAUCCCAAUUGCAGCAUUUAAAAAU
Messenger RNA from Bemisia tabaci, 5399 nucleotides. The record is from RefSeq and is a predicted model, not a curated record. NCBI's taxonomy places the organism in Eukaryota, Metazoa, Arthropoda, Insecta, Hemiptera, Aleyrodidae.